GUUUGUGCCUGUUGUUUUGUUCCAAGAUAUAGUUUGCUAUCAGUUUGUGCUCCCACUGUGCAUGUGGAUUGGUUUCUAAAACCCAGAUCCCACUCCUAGCUGCAGAACACAACAGUAUAAAACUGCAUCUUCCUCCAAGUGCUACAAUCUGACUAUAUAUAUAUUCUUUUGUCCUCCUUUGUAAGUCGUUUUGGAUAAAAGUGUCUGCUAAAUGAUUAAUGUAAUGUAAAUGUAAUAUUUAAAAAAAAAGCACAACAACUAGCACUUAUUUUCUUGAUUUGUCAGCCAUUAUUUACAAGGUAAGUGACAUCAUAACCCAACUUUAGUGUAGUUUUGGGAAAGAUGGGUUUUGGUUUAUUGUCUGUCCUUUGUUGGUGGUUUUAGUGAUUCAGCUGUGUCCCCUGCUCCCAUCGGCCCCUCUCUAUAGACCCCAGGAAUGUCACACACUCUCAGACAGACCCCAACAGCUGUAAGGAGAGAGAGCACACAUGGCACUGGCUAUUUUUAGAGUUCAUUCAGACUAGAACAUCUCUCUCCUUCUCUUUCCCUGGACGUGGCUGUUCCUUCUGGAUCUCUCCUCGGCUGAAAGUUCUGGAGAAGUUUCCCAGCGGCCGUGCCAGUUCAUAAGUACCCGAGUCGAACACAGGACCGAGCAUAUAAACAAGGAAAAGAGUCCCAACGAUUAAAGUGAAAAUCAACCUGAAUAUCUAAUAGGCCAACAUGGCUCUAAUGUGUUACAACAGAGGCUGCGGGGGUCGAUUUGAUGCUGACAAAAACUCAGAGGAUGUCUGCCAGUUUCACCCUGGAGUGCCAAUCUUCCACGACGCCUUAAAGGGCUGGUCCUGCUGUAAAAAGAGGACGACAGAUUUCUCGGAGUUCCUGUCAAUCAAGGGUUGCACUCGCGGGCGCCAUAGUAAUGAGAAGCCUCAGGAGCCUCUGAGACCAGAGGUGACGUCUGAGAAGGGAGAUGUGAAGCAGCACGGUGGAGAGGAACUUAUAUACCAGGGACCCAAAUCUGCAGAAGCCCUGGAAAAAGAGAGACCCAGCUCAGAUGAGCCAAAGACAAAGGUGCGGGUGAAGAUCGCUCCCUCUCUGGCUCAGAUCGCAGAGAAAAUGGAGAUCACUGAGAGAGAGAAGAGAGAGAAGCUAGAGAGUCAAGUCAUCUUGGUUGGGGUGAAGUGCAAGAAUGCAGGAUGCAAAACAAUUUACCAGGGUCCAGAGACAGACGCAGAGAUCUGCACAUAUCAUCCCGGAGUUCCUGUCUUCCACGAAGGAUACAAAUACUGGAACUGCUGCUGCAUAAAAACCACCGACUUCAACGCCUUCCUGGAUCAGAAGGGCUGCACAACAGGAAAACACUGCUGGAUCCCCAAACAGGACAAAAAGAAGGUGGCUUGCAGGCAUGAUUGGCACCAGACGGGAAACCAGGUCGUGGUCACAAUCUACGCCAAGAACUCCAGUCCAGAGCAUUCCUACGUGGAGGCAAACCGCACAGUGUUAACAUGCCACAUUCAGUUUGAGGGGGACAAAGUGUUUCAUAAGGACAUCCACUUGUGGGGGGUGAUUGACGUAAAGAGCAGUUUUGUGAACAUGGUGCCCUCUAAGGUUGAGGUGACCAUGCAGAAGGCUGAUGCUGUAGCCUGGGGGAAACUUGAGGACCCCAAACACAAACCUGAGCCUGAGGUCAACGAUGAGAUGAGCGCUGAACAGGAAGAGGUCAAACCCGACUGGUACAUCUCAGAUGAUGACAUCAGUGAGUCUGACUGGGAAGACGAAGAGGAGGACAAGAAAGAGAGUGAGGAGAAAAAAGAAGAAAAACGGGCAGAUGAUGGACCCCCUGAGCUAGAAGAGUCUGCUGCUGUUCCCCCAGAAAAAUGAACAUUAUUCUGAGAUUUUUGAUUCGUUUACAAGAUCACACAGGAUUUAUACAAACAUGAGGCUGCUGCUUUCAAACUGUUAGCCUUUUCUUUUCUUUUUUUUGCUUCUCACACUUUGUUUUUUUUCUACUGUAUAUUAUUGUGUUUUAAAGGUUAGCAAAGUCUUAGAGAUUUAAAAAAUAUUGCUUUAAAUGUUUGGGGUUGGUAAGAUACUUUAAAAAUAGUUUUUAAAGAUUUGUAAUAACUGUUGUGUAUUAUAUUUUAAAAUGUAAUUUAUUCCUAUGAUUGGAAAGCUGAAUUUUCAGGAAGUUAUCCAGUCUUCAGUGUCACAUGAUCCUUUUUAAAAUCAUUCUGGUGUGCCGAUUUGGUGAAACAUUUCUUAUGUUAAAAACAGUUGUGCUGAUUAUCUUUUCAUUUUCCUGCCAAUUUUAUUGAAUAAUAUUAAAGAAAAAAAAAUCUU
Messenger RNA from Carassius auratus (goldfish), 2337 nucleotides. Its product is annotated as cysteine and histidine-rich domain-containing protein 1. The transcript has 11 exons. Lineage: Eukaryota; Metazoa; Chordata; Actinopteri; Cypriniformes; Cyprinidae. The record is from RefSeq and is a predicted model, not a curated record. The coding region runs from base 721 to 1878 and encodes 385 amino acids.